Messenger RNA from Musca domestica (house fly), 629 nucleotides. RefSeq names its product mitochondrial inner membrane protease subunit 1. Gene Ontology annotation, cellular component: membrane; mitochondrial inner membrane peptidase complex. Gene Ontology annotation, molecular function: serine-type endopeptidase activity. The record is from RefSeq and is a predicted model, not a curated record. The transcript has 2 exons. The coding region runs from base 46 to 549 and encodes 167 amino acids. Lineage: Eukaryota; Metazoa; Arthropoda; Insecta; Diptera; Muscidae.
AGGAAAUAGUAGUCCAAAUAGUAGUAUUAAUUUAUUUAACUGACUAUGAAAGUGAUAUCCCACCUAAAGGAUAUAGUCAAAUAUAGUAUCCAGUAUAUGUGUGUGACGCACUGUUUCUUUGAAUAUGUAGGAGAUUUUGUCGUGUGCAAUGGCCCUUCCAUGGAGCCCACUCUCUUUUCCAACAACAUUCUUUUAACAGAAAGAAUAACCACACGUUUUUAUAAACCCAAUCGUGGCGAUAUAGUUAUUGCUGUCUCUCCCACAAAUCCUGAUCAAUACAUUUGCAAACGCGUUAUUGGCCUACCAGGUGAUAAAAUCAUUACGGAAAAACUUACCGAAAACAAGGAAGAUGAAACGUUGAGUAAAACCGUAGAUAAAUAUACACCCACCUUCAACGACGAGUACGUGCCAAAGGGGUUUGUAUGGAUUGAAGGUGACAAUAGUACAAAUAGCUCGGAUUCUCGUUACUAUGGUCCAAUUCCUUUGGGUCUAAUAAGGAGCAGAGCCAUUUGUAGAAUUUGGCCUUUGAAUGAAAUAAAAACUUUAUGAAAGGUGGUUGUUUAAGAAAGAAAUUUCUUAAAAUAUAGAUGAAAUUUAUUUAAAAUAAAAAUUAUAUGACUGGAAAACAA